Molecule: messenger RNA, 169 nt
Organism: Dentiscutata erythropus
Lineage: Eukaryota; Fungi; Glomeromycota; Glomeromycetes; Diversisporales; Gigasporaceae
Source: the annotation of a GenBank genome assembly
GAAAAUGCAAUUUGUAAAAACUUUAGCAAUUUUGGCACUAAUUGCCCAAUUGACGGUUAUUACUCCUUCUUGGGCACUCGAAAGACGAUUUUUGCCUCGUCGUCCUAAUCAUGAAGCUACAAGAAGAGGUAUUGAAUUAGCAAUCAUCUUUAUUAAUUCAUUAAGUUAA